AAGAGCGUUUAACAACUUCAGUUACACGGCGAGCAGGCUGCGUUUCUCUCAAUAUCAGGUUGUGGCAGAUUUUCCACAUCUUUCUUUUCCCAUUAGCAGAAUAAAAGUCCACAGGAGAGUUGUGAGGGGAGCACCGUGUCCAACCCCUUUCCCUAUACAGACAUCCGGCCAGUAUGUCCAGUGAUCCUCCUCCUCCGUACCCUGGAGGUCCCAGUGCCCCACUCAUUGAGGAGAAGAAUGGACAGCCUGUAAGAAAUGCUCCAAUACAGGGACAGCCCUUACCUCCAGACUACGGCCCUCCACCCUAUGAGGCCCCACAGCCAGGCUUCCUUCCCCCACAUGUACCUGGAGAAGGGCCUAUGCCCAUGCCAAUGCCUCCACCGCCACAAGGUGGCCCCUACCCUCCUCCGCCUGGUCACUAUCCUCACCCGAUGCCAGGACAGAUGGGCCCUGGUCCCAGUCACUUUGUCCACAUGGGAGGUCACACAGCGACCGUCCUGGCUCCUCCAGGAGCAGCCACCACUGUGACCGUACUGCAGGGGGAAAUGUUCCAGACCUCACCGGUGCAGACUGUGUGUCCGCACUGCCAGCAGGCAAUCGUCACCCGCAUCUCCCACGACGUCGGCCUCAUGAACACACUCUUCUGCCUCUUCUGCUUCUUCGUAGGGUGUGAUCUUGGCUGCUGCUUGAUUCCCUGUCUGAUUGAUGACCUCAAGGAUGUGACACACACCUGCCCUUACUGUAAGGGCUACAUCUACACAUACAAGCGUAUAUGCUAACCAUUGACAGCUGUAUGCUACAGAGACGUGUACAUGCACACACACACAAACUCACAGCUCCUCCUGCUGGUAGUGACAGGCUUUUUUCCUCCCAUUUUUGCAAAGUGUUGUGUAGCCCUCUUACAUUGUAAGUGCAGUUUUCUCAUUAGUUCACAGAAUAUGUAUUGUAUAUAUCUUUCAGCAUAAUUCUUUCAUGUAUUAACAUGCAUUUGAAAUGUACAAAUCUCACUGAACUACAGAGGAUGUAAGGCACAAAAGCAUCCACAGAGAUGGAUAGGCAGCUUGCACACAGGUGCAUCUGAUCCUGUAUGAAAACUUGGGAGAUAAAGCUUGUGACGUUACGCAUGUUAAUGGUUUAAAAAAAAAAAAAAAUCUGAUAGACAACCUCAGUUAGAGAAAGCUGUGAAAAUGGUCACUUUAUUUAUUUAAAUUCAUCUGUGAAUCUUGCUGAGAAGCAAACAUACUGAAGUCAAACAUGCUGGGUUAGCUUUCUUGUUUUUUUCAUAUUUAUUUCAAAUAUUUUAUCCAGUAUUUUACGAAAUUAAUAUUAAGAACUGUGAACAUUUUUGUCCAUGUCUGAUCAUUAUGUUCUAACAGAUCUAGCUUUUCCUUUUAUCAUGAUCCCUUUUUGAAUGUGAGCACACUUACGAACCAUUUUUAGCUCGAUAGACUGAUGUAUUUGCUUGUUUGGGAAUGCCCAAGAUGUUACUUGCUAUAUUUAUUAAUCUUCUGGGCUUCAGUCAGUAGUCACAAAAUGUUGAGUGAUUUACAGUUAUUGCCCUCUGUCUAUGGUUAUUUAAUUUUGACAAUAAAGCCAAGCACUUUAAGUUGGAAUUCAAUUCCCCCCCACUGAUGCAUUCAUAAACACAAUUAACCUCAGCUGUCAUUAGUCUUUGAGAGAUUUGGACAUAGAGGACUUAGUGUCAAAUUAAAAGUAGUGUAUGAUUGUAGUAGACUUAAAGUAGAGCUGACAUUUUCACUGUUACUGGUGAAGAUGCACUAAGCAACAUCUUUGCAAUCUAGUGUCCUCUCUCUAGAACGGUAUGUUGGCAAACAAUUUGGGGCGGUGGCACCAUCAUCAUCACAGAACAUGGUUUAGCCUGUAAACCUCCCAAUAUGGCAUCAGCCCCUUAAGAAUACCCACAUUGCUCAGAUGCAUGUUAGAUAAUGAAUACCACUGUCUUUCGACUAAUACUAAAUAGUGAACUCUGCUAGGAACAAGCUUCAAAUCAAUGAUUGUAUCAGACAUCCUGCAAAAUGACAUUGUGAUUCCAUUGAGAUUACUAACAAUGAAGGACCAUUUGUAUGGCCACCACAGCAUGCCCGAGCUGUCGUUCACCGUCACUCACAAAGUGCAGUUUGUCUGCAUGAGCCACACAUCCAAACAAGUAAUUCUCACUGGCUAGUUCCUGAACACUAUGCGCAUUUGAUUUGAUUUUUCUCCUUGAGGCUAGCUAAACUGUGCAAGAAAGUGAAUUUUGAGUUGAAGGAUUGCAUUGAACUUUAAAUACGAAGUACUGUAUGCCAUUGUUGUGGAUAAUGCUGGUCUGCAUUGCUCUCUAAAUGUCUGUGAUAUGUAUAACGAUGUAAGUCAAAAAUUUGUUUGACUGUUGUAUACAGGUACUAUUUUAUCAAUAAAAAUCAGAACAUGA
Messenger RNA from Plectropomus leopardus (leopard coralgrouper), 2431 nucleotides. It is a transcript of the gene cdip1, whose product is annotated as cell death-inducing p53 target 1. Gene Ontology annotation, molecular function: zinc ion binding. NCBI's taxonomy places the organism in Eukaryota, Metazoa, Chordata, Actinopteri, Perciformes, Serranidae. The record is from RefSeq and is a predicted model, not a curated record. Gene Ontology annotation, cellular component: cytoplasmic side of lysosomal membrane; nucleus; cytoplasmic side of late endosome membrane. Gene Ontology annotation, biological process: intrinsic apoptotic signaling pathway in response to DNA damage by p53 class mediator.